AUGAGGUGCCGGCUGAUCGUGUACCCUCCUGCGGCUCAGGAUCAGCACAGCUUGGUCACAUAUGCCCAACAACUAUGGAACAAUUGGGAGAUCCAAUUCUUGGUGGUGGUGAGCUUCUCGCUCCAGGUGUUCCUCCUCUUCUCCGCUAUCUUCUGGAAGUGCCACUGCUCCAGCGUGCUCAACGUGCUGCUCUGGCUCGCUUACUUGUCAGCAGACUCCGUGGCGGUCUUCAUCCUCGGUCGUCUCACGCUCCUAGUGGGUGAUGACACGCAACACCAGUCGCUGGUUCUCUUCUGGGCGCCCUUCCUUCUACUCCACCUCGGUGGCCAGGACACCAUCACGGCCUUCUCCAUGGAGGACUGUGCCUUGUGGAAGAGGCACCUUCUGAACCUUGCCACCCAAUUGUCAAUGGCCGUCUAUGCCAUAGGCAAGCAAUGGCGAGGAGGCAACAAGCAGCUCGUGGCUUCCACUGUGCUAAUGUUCAUAUCUAGGACAACCAAAUAUGCUGAGAGAAUAUUGGCACUCAGGAGAGUCCAAUCAAGAGCGCUGGAAACCAUUUCUAUGGAGUUUCAUGUCUCCAGCGCUGAUAUUCAGUUUAGUACUUACUCAAGACCUUAUUACGAAGAACUUGGUUCAAUCAUUUCACACAAGCAAGAGAAGAACUUUGAGCGUGUCAUGGACGCAGCCACCCAGGGCUUCAGGCUAAGUUUGUAUUUCUUGAUGGACUUAACACCUCCAAGACCUAGCUUCCGGUAUAAUCUGGGAAAAGAUUUGAGUGAUCAGACAUUAGGCAAUAUAGGCGACAUAGCGUACAAGCUGGCAGAGAUCCAUCUCUCAUUAAUCUAUGACUACCUGUAUACCAAGUUUGGAAGCCUGACGGGUGUGUUCUGCCGCCUCAUCACCCUCACCCUAACUUGCACGGCUCUAGCUAUGUUUGUUGCAUCGAUGGAAGCGGAUCACAAGCUUGGAGGAUUACUCAGUUACCAUAAUAUUAAUGGAGCUGACAUAACCAUAUCUUACAUAUUGCUUGUGGGCGCUAUCACAUUGGAGAUAUCAUCAUUGUUCAUAUGGCUCAUCUCAUCUUAUUCCCCUUACAACAUCGUCAGGCAUCUCCGUCCAGAAGGCAGAGUGGAGUGGUCAAGGAAGCUACAGCAGUUUAACAUGGUGGACUGGUGCUUCCGGGAGAAACAAGCUGGGUGGCUAGAGAGGACAAUGCGUUGUGUGGGCAUCGAGCGAGCCUGCACCAGCCCUGUUCAUGUCUCAGCCGACCUAAAGAAGGUGCUCCUUGACAAAAUGCUCCAUGUAUGGACCACUUCAACUAGCGCAGACGACAUGGACCUGGCCAGGUUCCAUGGCCGGUGGGCUCAACGCUGGGUGCUGAUCGGAUUUGACAGACUACAGCGUCAUCAAGCAAAAGCGCAGCACAAUAUUGUGGCUGAUGAUGAUGAUCAUCAGCAGGACACUAUUGUGGCUCCAUCUUCUGAAAUAAUAACCGAUGAAGAUGAGCAACAUCGGGCUGCCCCAUCCUCUGAAUUUGAUGUAGCUAAACGAGCACUUGAGAUCAGUGACAUCCAAGCUCUGGAUUUCGAGUCAAGUGCCUUUCUUUGGCACCUGGUGACUGACAUAUGCCUAGUGGCCGACGCCGACGCAGACAGUGAAUUCAAGACCUCUAGCCAGGAACUGUCAAAUUACGUCCUCUACCUUGUCAUCAAGUGCAAGGCUAUGCUAAGCAGAAAUGGGCGCCAAGCUCUUGGUUAUAACCGACAACAAAUGAUGUUGUUCCUUUGGUACGAGAGCGUUGAUAGGAAGGGAUUCAUUCAGAAACUCCAUUCUAUCCAGUGCGUUGGCUCGCCGUCCAAUGUGUUUGUUCAGGCUCACCGCGUCUCCUUGGAGUUACUCAAGAUGGAGACAGCAGCUCACCGAUGGGAGCUAAUCGCCACGGUUUGGGUGGAGAUGCUUUGCUACAUUGCGCACAAUUGUGGGGCCGGGUUCCACGCUAAGCAACUAUCCAUUGGUGGGGAGUUUGUCACUCAUGUCAAGAUCCUCCUCUUUAUUCUUAGUUUUCCUUUCUAAACAUAAAUAGUUUGU
Molecule: messenger RNA, 2088 nt
Organism: Oryza brachyantha (malo sina)
Lineage: Eukaryota; Viridiplantae; Streptophyta; Magnoliopsida; Poales; Poaceae
Exons: 3
Coding region: 1-2073 (690 amino acids)
Source: RefSeq, a predicted model, not a curated record